UAAUAUAUUUGCUUCUUCCAUCGAACAGCCAGGUGUAGAUUGUGUUGACAGAAACACUGGUGGAUGUUUAGCUUCCCAUUCAGAAGCGACACUACUAUUGCCGGUGUCUGCCAUCAAUUGCGUGGCGACUCUCCCUGUAUUGUCAACAAGUGCGCGGUCGAGAAGAAGAGGCUUUGUUAUAGAUGCGGAGAGGAAUAACUCCGUGAUCGUGUUUGUCGGCGUCCCUGAUACUCCCUCACAUCACUGAUCGCGUAUAAAAUCGAGCACAAUCGAUCUGUAGGGUUCAGAGUCAGGCAGUCGGCAUCAUUAAAAGUCAUUAAGAAAAACAGUUGACGAUAUACAUUGGGGUGUUAGAGACAUGGCCUCGUGGUCACUAGAAACAACCGUUCUCAUACUGUGCUUGUCAGUCUUCUCAACAGAGGCUUGUUUUAUCCGAAACUGUCCGCCAGGGGGCAAACGGAGUUUACCUGUUCUAGACCACACGCCAAGAAAGUGUAUGUCAUGCGGGCCAGGCACAGCUGGGCAGUGCGUGGGGCCAAACAUUUGCUGCGGGCCGGACUUCGGAUGUUACAUUGCGACGGAGGAAUCAGAAGUGUGCCAAAAGGAGAACGAGAGCCGGACCCCGUGUGAGAUAGACGGGGCCCCAUGUGGUGUGGACGGCCAGGGGAACUGUGUGGCCGAUGGAGUGUGCUGUGAUUCAGAAGCAUGUGCCUUCAACAGCAGAUGUAAGGCCUCACGGAGACCCGUAAACCCCAGGCUAGUCUCAUUACUGCAGCGCCUCCUACGGGAAAAGACAGAUGACUGAUUACCGUCCUUGGACUGACGUCAUUCAGAUGUUCCUGCCACAGAUGGCGCCACUAUCGUGCCAUGACGUCAACUUGAAUGAGGAAAACCUCAUAAAUUUAAAUUCUGACUGUAGAAGAAAAUGCUUGACUUAGAACUGUGUCCUUUGUUCUUAGGUUUUUGCAUUUUAAUGUAUCUCAUCUACAAUGCUGUAUUAAUAUUUUGUCAUCAUUUCGGUUGCUCGUGGAAACUUCCAAGCAUACAACUUUCAGGUGUGAGAGAGUAUGCCAUAACAGAUGUUGCCAUGGAUACUUGUACUACAAAUUAGGUUAUUCAUUUCUUUCGUGCUUUUCUGUUGGUUAUAGUCUCAUAAAUUUUCCAUAAAGCCCUUCAUAUGCAUUUAUCUAACUGACAGUUUAGUCAUUAUUGUAAAUAUCACUGAUUGGUUAUCUGUAUGAGCCAGGAAGAUUUAAGGAAUAAAGUAAACGUUCAUAACAAAAGACAGUGUGAAUUUGUGUGUCAACAAGUCUCUUGACCAGAAACAAUGGACGAUUGAGUGAGUACAGGGAGGGGAGGUUACUCAGCUGUGCUAUGCCCGUAACCAUCCCGAACAGCUUCCGGGCAAUGCAGGAACACCAAUGAACCUGAAUAUAUCGAAUUUCAAAAACAUUCCCCUCCUGAAGUGACUUGUUUUCGACGGAAGGCUUUUAACAAAUGCCAUGGCUCAUGUUUUGGCAUCAAAUUAAAAUGGUGUUUAAUUUUGUUACAUUUCAUCUAUCAGAUCAGAAAAUAGAGGUCACACUAGGAAAGGCGAUGCAUACGACCACACCUAAUUCUCAGACCUUGAUUGAUGUACAUACCUGAGACUAGUCUCUGUACCUGAAAAAAUGAAAAAGAAAAAUGUAUUUCAGAUGUAAAAAUACUUUUCACCACUGUUUUUCCAUUGGGGAUGACCGAAUAGAAUAAAUUUUUAU
Messenger RNA from Liolophura sinensis, 1757 nucleotides. RefSeq names its product conopressin/neurophysin-like. The coding region runs from base 359 to 805 and encodes 148 amino acids. The record is from RefSeq and is a predicted model, not a curated record. Gene Ontology annotation, molecular function: neurohypophyseal hormone activity. NCBI's taxonomy places the organism in Eukaryota, Metazoa, Mollusca, Polyplacophora, Chitonida, Chitonidae. Gene Ontology annotation, cellular component: secretory granule; extracellular region. The transcript is spliced from 4 exons.